CACAUAGUUUACCUCUCCUUUAUCAUACUUUAGUAGCCUGUUAGCAUGCGGAAGGUUUGUCUGGGGCUUAUACAACUGGGAUACAAACACGCGCCAAAUUCGUUCUGCAGCAAGAGCGCACUAUUGAUAAUGUGAUUAGAGGCGAUGAAUAGAGCUGUUGUGGUGCAACUGAGAAAUUCCAAUCAUGAGUGAAGAAAUGGAAGCUGUCAAGACAGAGGAUCUUCCUUUGGAUGGAAAUUCAAUAAAAAAAGGAGAGGAGGAUGACAAGAAGAAGAAGAAAAAGAAGAAGAGUGCAUCUGAUGAUGCAAAGCAGGAUGAAUCAGAAGAACCUAAACCUAAAAUCAGGUCUAAACCCAAAUUGUUUGAACCUGAAAUUCUUGAAGGAAAACGGGAGAAAAAAAUCAUCCAGAGACUUGAUUUGAUGAGCAAACCGAAGGAAAAGCCAAAGAUUGAGAGCACAGGAAGAGGUGCCAAACUGGGAGACAUUGUACGGAUUAAUCACUCCAUCGGAAAGCUUAAAGCGCCUCUUCUCAAACCUCUGCAUAAGAUUGUUUAUGAUCGCCCGGGAACUGCAUCAACACUGCGGAAAAAUCUUAGGCUGUUUAAUGGAUUUCCUUUUGGGGAGGAAAGUGACCUUUACAACAAAAAAAUGGAGAAGGUGAAAAGGCUUCACAAGGAACAACUCAAAACCAUUUGUCUGACUCUUGAUCUGGAGAGGUCUGGAACGCAAAUUGUUCUUUCAGAGAGGAUCAUGAAAUUUCUCGUACAUCCAACCAACUCAGGAAAGCCUAUCCUAAAGAAGAAAAAGAAGUCGACCAAAGAUGCCAAAAGAGAAAAGUCUUCAUCCAAAAGUAAAAAAACACAGAAAAAAGUAGAAAGUGGGAAGUCCAAACCUAUUGUCACUGAUUCCAGUAGUGAUGAUGAUGAUGAUGACGACAAUGAUGAAGAGGGUAAAGAGAACAGUAAGGACACUGAGAAGUCUGUGACAGAAAGUCAAAAAAAUAAAGACAGUGGAGAUAAAUCAUCUGACAAAGAGGAAGAUGAGGAUGAUGAUGAUGCUCCUGAAGAGGACAGGAAGAAGGAAGAAAAAACUCCUCCUCAGAAGAAAUCUUCAACCACAAAGUCCACAAAGAAUUCUGAAAUGUCAGAACAGACUGCAUCAGAUGAAAGUGACCAAGACGUUCAUGAAGACAAUGCAAAAAAGACAAAAAAGCCUGCAGCAAAGAGGAAAUCUCCAGCAAAGCCUGUCCCUAAAACCAAGAAAGCUGACAGCAGCAGCAACCGAGGGGGAAAAAAAGCAAGCAAGAGCAAGGAUGAAAGUGAAAGCUCUGAUGAUGAUCAGCCGUUGAUCAAGAUGAUUAAAAAACCACCAACUGAAGAACAGUUGGAGGCGGCAAUCAAGGAUCUGUUGAAAGAUGCCAACUUGGAGGAAGUUACAAUGAAGCAGAUUACCCGACAAGUUUAUGAGAAGUAUCCUGACUUUGAUCUGACCAGCAGAAAGGAAUUCAUCAAGGAAACAGUUAAAGGUUUGGUAUCCUGAAGUGAAGAAGAUGCCUUAUUUACAAAGACAGCGAGGGUGAAGAUCGUGUAGAAAACUCGAUUUUCACUACACUGUUCACUGUUAUUUUAUAUAAGGCUCUCAACUUUCCAGCAAAUUCUGCUUUUUUGUAUUUUAAAAAGUAUUUUCUAACAUUUAAAAUUUUCAUGUUUGACAGUAAAUGAUCUGGAUGGUUUUAGUUGUUGAAAUAUGCCACAUUUCUAAAGCGACCCUUUUCCCAUCUUAUUUUAAUGGCACAUAGCCAUACAUAGUACCUAUAUUGCAUUUUGACAGUCACAUUUGAAUGCCUUGGCUGUGUCAGUAAGCCCACAAGUUACCAUGUCAUGCAGCUGCAUUACUGUUGUCAUGACGAUGCCAAGAUAUUGUAUGCAAUAUUUAGGAAGAUUCGAUUGGUUUCACCUGUUAUUAGUGCUGAGUUUCAUUUCUGAGGUCCUAAAUGCUGGAUGGAAAAAAGAAACUCAUUUAGAAAUGAAUGUUUUGGGCUGUUAUUGUAUUUCAACGUAAAACAUUUGGCAGUGUCAGCUUCCAUUUCAGUGUUGCGCUUAACAGAGGAAUUUGGGAUUUUAAUACUAAUUUGUAAAGAGCAAAAAGCAUUGAAUUUUUUUUUUUUUUUUAAUCUGUUUUACUCUCGUUUCCAUACACAUUU
Molecule: messenger RNA, 2204 nt
Organism: Sinocyclocheilus rhinocerous
Lineage: Eukaryota; Metazoa; Chordata; Actinopteri; Cypriniformes; Cyprinidae
Product: protein DEK-like
Exons: 11
Coding region: 185-1540 (451 amino acids)
Biological process (GO): chromatin organization; regulation of double-strand break repair
Cellular component (GO): nucleus
Molecular function (GO): DNA binding; histone binding
Source: RefSeq, a predicted model, not a curated record